AUGCAAAACGAGAGGGAACUGAAGGCGAUGGAAGAUAGCAAUGGAUUUUCCUGGCAAAGAGGCGAAAUGAAGAGACAAGAAUCAUCCACAGACGACGUCUUCUUGAUCGAGAAACAAACCACUACUACUGCUGCUGGAAGCAAUGGCCAUUUCAAUAAGCGAUGCCAUGAUUCUUGUACCAUCAAUCAGACCUAUUUCCAGCGUUGUAUGGAUCGACUUAAAGCUACAGCUAAUGGCAAUCAUUACUCACCCUUAUUACAACUGUUAACUCAAAUUGAUAACCUUACCGACCAAAUUGAAAAUCAUUUUAUCUCCUUGGACAAGUUGUCCGAUAGCGAGAAAUCACUGAUUGGCUACGUCCAGUGUAUCAAGAUAGAUAUGAUUCACUUAGUCGAUCAUCAUUUAUGGUAUAUAUUAGAUAGGAUUCAUACCUACGAUUGUUGGCAAGAUGGUACCAAAGGCAAUGGCUAUCGAUCUGUUUUAACCGUGAUGCAGUCAUGCUUAGUUAAAAUGAAAACAGUUUUAGCCAGUGUUCAAGUCAACAUGAAAAAAUUACUCUUUCGUUUAGCCAAAUAUUUGACUGAAUUGGAAGAUUUUACGCGUGUUUUCUCUCAUCUAGCCAGUAUGUUACAAGCCAUGAAACAACUUAUGAUGUUAACAUCGGACGGUCGAUUAUUUCAUGAAUUCAAUAAUACAUCCCAUGAUUUUUUACAGCAAGUGGAUAAUUUAGAUCAAGAAUGUUUUUAUGGCCGCGUUUUCGCAUUUCAAUAUCCGGACUCGAUCGCGAAUUCUUUAAAAGUAAUUAAUCUUAUGAUGGCGGCCUAUGGUGAAGCUUUUGCCCGUCAUAAUAAUAUUGCUGUGCGCGCUGCUGGUUUAGUAUUGUAUAGUGCCAAGUAUUAUUCGAAUCCACAAUUAAAAGCGAGACAAAUUGUCGAUUUAUCCAAAAAUCAACAGAUAGAAUUUACUAAAUCAUUUUGGCAGCUGAACGAAAAUCAGCUAUUACGGCAUGUACCGUCUUUGCUGUGUAACUCGGUUGCCGUUAACCAAACCAUUCAAGUUAAAAUGGAAACGAUGAAUAUUCACAACACGGAUAACAAACUGAUGGUGAUACCAUUCCCUGGAAAUAAUCCUGAUGCAGUGAUCAAUAUGAGAUUACUGUCAUAUUACGCUCGGAAAGGACAGGAAGUGAAUAAGUUGGUCACAUUUAUGACAACGCUGCAAUUUCGUGAAAUGCCAUACUCGAAAGGAAUCGUAAUCCAUUUCCAUGGCGGAGGAUUUAUUGCUCAGUCUUCCAGAUCACACGAGAUUUAUCUAAGGUCUUGGGUAAGAAAUUUGGAUGUGCCAGUUGUUAGUAUAGACUAUACCUUGUCACCGGAAGCUUCAUUUCCUUACGCUAUUGAAGAAUGCUUUUAUGCCUACUGUUGGAUAUUGCAACAUAUUUCAUUGAUGGGUUCUACUGCAGAAUAUGUAUGUUUGACUGGUGAUUCAGCAGGUGCUACGCUUGCCGUAUGUGUCGCUAUGAGAGCUGCUGAAUAUGGUCUUCGAAUACCUGAUGGCAUCGUGUGCUCAUAUCCUGCUUUCAUGUUUAGAAAUGCUGCUUCUCCAUCACGUUGUUUGUCCUACUUCGAUCCGUUAUUGCAGCAAGGAUUUCUAACAACCUGUUUGUCCGCCUAUCUUGGCGUUACAGUCGACAACGCUCACGUAAAUAAAUCAUCGACAACUUCCAAUGGAAUAGACAAAGUAGAUAAUGAUAACAUUGUUAAUGGCGAUAUAGUAGAUGAAAAUAAUAACAUUCAGUGUACAAAAGAUGUUCCUAAAAACGAAAGCAGCAGCCCAAGACCAAUCCUUUCCUUAACCGAUCAUGUACUUGAUAAUCCAUAUUUAUCACCUCUUCUAGCUGACGAUAAUCUAUUAUCCAAAAUACCGCCUAUGAGAAUUAAUGCAUGCGAUCUUGAUCCAAUAUUGGAUGAUUCAAUUGCAUUUGCUCGACGUCUGAAAAGGGUUGGUGUAGAUGUUCAAGUACGGGUAUUUUCUGAGUUACCGCAUGGUUUUCUAAAUUUUGUGUAUAUUAGUGAAGAAGCUACUGCUGCUUCUGAUGAGAUUGUCAGUCAAAUGAAGUCAUUUCUAUCUGAUAGCACCUCAAGCUAG
Molecule: messenger RNA, 2148 nt
Organism: Trichoplax adhaerens
Lineage: Eukaryota; Metazoa; Placozoa; Uniplacotomia; Trichoplacea; Trichoplacidae
Exons: 6
Coding region: 1-2148 (715 amino acids)
Biological process (GO): cholesterol metabolic process; triglyceride catabolic process
Cellular component (GO): cytosol
Molecular function (GO): sterol ester esterase activity; triacylglycerol lipase activity
Source: RefSeq, a predicted model, not a curated record